Molecule: messenger RNA, 1695 nt
Organism: Yamadazyma tenuis ATCC 10573
Lineage: Eukaryota; Fungi; Ascomycota; Pichiomycetes; Serinales; Debaryomycetaceae
Source: RefSeq, a predicted model, not a curated record
AGGUUAGCGGGGAAUGAAAUUUAAACGGUUUAGUUCAUUCAGCUCACUGUCAAAAUAUUUUAGAAGCAAGAUGUCACAUAAUCACUUAACUACAGUGAACGAAUUACAAAAUGAAAUGUACUUUGGCAAAGAAGUGAUUAACCGGGUUUCGUUUUUGAGAGAAGAUUCUAAAUUCAUUGGCAAAGCAAUUACUCAUCCAAGUGCUAGAUUUGUAUUUUUCAAUAAGACCGAUCCAUUGAUUGUGAAAUCUUGGACGAAUAAGUUGGUUUUGAUGACAAGUGGAAAUGAUAUCUUCAAGGGUCCUGAGAAGGUUACUCAGGGUUUAACAAAUCUUGCUUCUUGGAAGUCAGCAAUCACAAAAUGGGUUAAAGACAAUGAAGAACAUCACCAUGCAUUGAGAGAACAAGAACAACCUACGAUUCUUUUCUUGGGGUUGGAAGAUGCAAGUGUGGGGUUGGAUGUCAACAGCGCAGAUAUCCAAGUGUUGGACUAUAAAGAUGGACGAUACAAGGGAAUUCCAUAUUUUGCAGUGGACUUGACAGCUUCUCCAACCUUGGAGAAGGACAUUUUGCAGUCGAUAAAGACCAACGAGAAUGUUGAUGAGGAGGAAAUCUUCUUCACAACCUCCAGAAAACACUACUUGGGAUUCAGCAAUAUUGAGGCCGCUUUGUUUUCACAUGGAAAGAUGUUUUUGGACUGGUUAGAUAGAAACCGAUUCUGUCCUGGGUGUGGGUCAAAAGUGAUCCCCAUCCACUCUGGUGGAAAAUUGAAGUGUACCAAUACAACUAUUGUGGGUAAGACUGAAUCAGGUAGAGAUAAAUACGAAUGUCCUGUUCAAAAUGUUUCUGUUUCAAAUGUUUCAUUUCCUAGAACCGAUGCGGUUGUUAUUACGGCUAUCACCAACACGGAAAGGACCAAGGUCCUUCUUUCAUUGAACAGACGCCAUAGACUCUCUAACAUGUACAGUUGUACAUCUGGGUUCAUGGAGCCAAGUGAGACUGUUGAAGUUGCAACAAAAAGAGAAAUCUGGGAAGAAACUGGGGUAGCAUGUUCCAAAAUAGAUAUUGUUAUGACCCAACCAUGGCCAUUUCCUGGGAAUUUAAUGAUUGGAUGCCUUGCCGAAGUGGAAUUCGAUGGGGUCAAUGAGAUAAUUGACUUGGAUCAUGAUAAGGAAUUGGAAGAUGCUCGUUGGUUCGAUAUGCUGUUUGUUAAACUGUUGGUGUACCCCGAAAAAAACAACACAGAAACCAAUCCUGAAGGUAUCUUGAUUCCAAUGCCUGAAUCUAUUGCUUAUUCCCUUAUCAAACUCAUUGUUGAUCAAUCACUGAAUCUGAAGCUUUGAUCUACACACAUUUCGCAGCCUUUUCUCACCUUUUCCAUACAUAAUGAUACAAGCCCUUCGCGAAUUAGUAAUCAUAUCUUGAACCUUAUUAGGAGAUGAAGCCAGUGGAUGAAGCCAGGGCCCAUAGGCUUGAGCAGAUGAGAAAAGCCCAGAAGGAACUCAAGUAUCGUAGAGAGCGUGAUAUUCUCCUGAUGAAAAACGAAAUUGAGCGAUUGAGGAAAGAAAACGAGAUCCUCAAGUCUGCCGUUUCAAUUCCUAAUCUUCCCAUUGUCCUUGAAGAGUACUCCACGGUGAUGAAAAUCAUUGACGCCGCUGGAAUUACAAACAAGCAGUUCCAAAUGCUCUUAACUUCU